Messenger RNA from Bipolaris oryzae ATCC 44560, 453 nucleotides. RefSeq lists its product as uncharacterized. NCBI's taxonomy places the organism in Eukaryota, Fungi, Ascomycota, Dothideomycetes, Pleosporales, Pleosporaceae. The transcript is spliced from 3 exons. The record is from RefSeq and is a predicted model, not a curated record. The coding region runs from base 1 to 453 and encodes 150 amino acids.
AUGAUCCUCCUCGGCCGUUUACUCAAAUUGGUUUAUGAUCGUCUCACCCGCACUCAGCUUCGUGGAGGCGCCGUGAGCUUGCAUCGUGACGAUUUUCACAUGGCACAGCGCGGCAGGAUAAAAAAGCAACGUUGGACAGCGCUUCAACAGGCUCCACUAUACAGUCGCCUUUCUUGGGUGAGGGAAACAUGGGUCGUCGCAGAAAUGACCAGCUUAUCGCUGUCUGCAUGUCCGAAGGAACCUUUAAGUGCCAGGACCGGAGUCGCCUAUGGCAAAAUAUGGGGCAGCCCUGACACCCUUUUUGGUUAUCGUGCAGCAGCUUCCGUGCUGCACUCGCUCCACGGCAUGAAAUCUGACUGCAUUUUACGUUAUGCAAAAGCGGAGGAAACAGACUUGUGCAGUGGCCUUUGUUGGAAUCUCUGCUUCAAAACAAAUAGCGCAAUUGUCCCCUAG